Molecule: messenger RNA, 3359 nt
Organism: Neoarius graeffei (lesser salmon catfish)
Lineage: Eukaryota; Metazoa; Chordata; Actinopteri; Siluriformes; Ariidae
Gene: brinp2
Product: bone morphogenetic protein/retinoic acid inducible neural-specific 2
Exons: 8
Coding region: 117-2438 (773 amino acids)
Biological process (GO): positive regulation of neuron differentiation; negative regulation of mitotic cell cycle
Source: RefSeq, a predicted model, not a curated record
CUCGAAGCUACCUGUCAUUCCAAGCUGAAGGAAAGCGCACAGACCAGAGACAGGAGUGCAAGUUGGGUCAAGUGGGAUUGGCAGAAGAAUGCUGGUCCCAGGCAUCCGGGGGCAGGAUGGCGUCGUGUUGGCAGAGAGCUCUGGGUGUUAGAUGGUUCCUCUUGAUGCUCGUGUGGCGCUGGGCACCUCUGGGUGCUCUGAGCUGGCUCCUGGCCUCAGCUGAGCGCCCUGAGCCUUUGUCUUUCUUCUCUUUGCCUGGCAAGGCAAGUGUGGCUCAGCUGGACUGGCUCCUGUCUGAUAAAGGACCUUUCCACCGGUGCCCGGAGUAUACUGAGUUCAAGGAGCGCUUUCAACAGGGCUUCUCAACCCGUUACAAGAUCUACAGGGAAUUCAGUCACUGGAAAGUGAACAGCUUGGCCACAGAGAAGAGAGAUUUCUUCAAAGCUCCACUGCCUUUGUCUCCUGAAUUCCUACGCAAUCUCAGGCUACUUGGAAGGAGGCCAACUCUCCAGCAGAUCCAUGAAAACCUGAUCAAGAAAUACGGCACUCACUUCUUAGUAUCAGCCACACUUGGAGGCGAGGAGUCUCUCACCAUUUUCCUGGACAAACAGAAGCUCAGCAAGAAGUCUGAGGUCAAUGGCAACAGCUCGACGGUGUCUCUGGAAAUCCUGCACCAGCUGGCUGCGUCCUAUUUCACUGAUAGAGAGAGCACCCUCAGGAGGCUCCACCACCUACAGAUUGCCACUUCAGCCAUCAAGGUAACAGAGACCAGAACAGGGCCUCUGGGAUGCAGUAACUACGACAGCCUGGAUUCUGUCAGCUCAGUACUGGUGCACAGCCCAGAGAAUAAAAUCCAUCUGAAAGGUUUACAAGAUGUUCUCCCUGACUUCCUGCGCAACCGCUUUGUGGAGGCAGCGCUCAGCUAUGUGGCAUGUAAUUCUGAAGGCGAGCUCUUGUGCCACAACAAUGACUGCUGGUGUCAAUGUUCUGCCAAGUUCCCUGACUGCAACUGCCCAUUCUUGGAUAUCAGAGCCAUGGAAGAGAGUCUUCGGAAAAGCAGGGAGGCCUGGAUCACCUUGAACAAUGAGUUUAUUGAGUCAGAUGAAUUUAAGGCCUUUCUGAAGAAGCUGCCCACCGAUCGCUUUUUGAACACAUCAUCUAUCCUGAAGUUCUGGAGUUUGGACACGGCUUUGCAGAGACGCCACACUCAGCUGGAGACCAGCACUCAACUAAUCUUUGGUAAAGCCAACAAAAUUGUGCGGAAACUCUUCACCCUCAGUAAGCGCUGUCCCAAGCAGCCAAAGAUCAUCCUGCCCAGAGAAAGGACAUUGGGUUUCUGGUUGAACAGAGUUCAGUCUCUGCUGUACUGCAAUGAGCAUGGAAUCCUUGGCUCCUUCUCAGAAGAAGUGCAUUACUGCUUGUGUCCUACAGAACAGAGCAACUCCUGCCAGGGUACAGUUCCUUGUCAGGUUGGUGAGGGGACACUGUGUUCCUUGUGUGCUCCGGACAAUGUCACCCGCUGUGGCACAUGCAUGCCUGGUAGCUUCCUGCAGCUGGGUUCAUGCCGGCCAGCCGUGGCCGUUUCCCUGGACCACUAUGUGAACUUUGAUUUGGACAUGGUGGAUGCAGAGGCACAUCAUUUGCUGCAGCGUCUGGAUGGGCGCCUGGAAGUGCGCGCGAUCUACAUCAGCAACGAUGUGCGCUUGGGAAGCUGGUUCAACCCAGCGUGGCGCAAGCGCAUGCUGCUUACACUCAAGAGCAACAAGAAUAAGUCCAACCUGGUGCACAUGCUCAUGGGAAUCUCUUUCCAGAUCUGCACCACACAAAACAGCACGCUGGAGCCUGUGCCUGCCAUCUACGUCAACCCAUUUGGGGGAAGCCAUUCAGAGAGCUGGUUCAUGCCAGUCAAGCAGAACGACUUCCCCGAUUGGCAGCGAACUAAAUUGGACUCGGCACUGCCAUGCCACAAUUGGACGCUGGUCCUGGGCACUAAAUGGAAGUCCUUCUUUGAGACAGUGCAUGUCUACUUGCGCAGCCGUAUCCUCACAGAUGACCCAAGUAUCAACGAGACACUCUUCUAUGAGCCAUUGGAAAUGGACUCUGCUAACCUGGGGUACAUGAAGAUCAACAGCUUGAGGGUGUUCGGUUAUAGCAUGCACUUCGAUGCCGAUGGUGUCAAGGAGCUGAUCUCACAGUUGGACUACCCGUACACGCAGGGUACACAGGAUGCUGCUUUUCUGGCACUGAUGGAGAUCCGUGACCGUGUAAAUCGGCUCUCGCCACCCGCCGAGCGCCCUCUCGACCUCUUCUCCUGCCUACUUCGCCACCGGCUCAAGCUCCCAGCCAGUGAGGUGGCGCGUGUCCGCGACUCACUUCGCAGCUUCAGUGCCAAGUUGCCCAGCGCCUCCAAACCUGAACUGGCCCAGCUGUGCAGCUAGCUCAUAUAACUCUCUCCUGCCUGUGUGUGUGUGUGUGUGAAUUGCAAAUGAGAAAGAGGGAGAAUUCAGCCAGCUGUGCAGCUAGCUUACAUAAUUCUCUCUUGCACUUUCCUGUUAUUUUAUCUGUCUUCUGAAAGCUUGUAUUCACAGAUGUAUAUACUGUAUUUAACAAUGGACUGAGAUACCCUUAAUGGAAUCUUUUAUUCAGAAAUGUGAUUGACUGAAACAUCAAGGCAUGAAUGGUAAGUUUGUUUAUACGUCUUUUUUUUUAGGCUAGCUUUGAUUAAUACUCUCCAGCUUGGGUGUGCGUGAGAAAAAAGAACACGGCUGGCUACGCAGCUAGCUCAUGUCAUUCUCUCUCGCUUAAGCGUGUUUGGGUUUGUCAGAAUGUGAAUGAGAAAGGCAGGGAGAGUGAGGUAUAAAAGGUUAUUUUGGGAAUGAGUAUCCAUGUUCUUGUGGGUUUGCUUUUCUAAUCCUGCCACCACUGAGCAGCAAACCUGAACCAACUCUAAGUUGUGAUUGACACGGGAAUAGCAAGUGCGCAUCCAUCUAAAUGGUAAGCAAAUUUAACACAGACUGAAUCAAAUUAUGCUUUUGAGUGGAGCUGGAAGAGAGACAGAACUGCAUCCUAGCCUUUUCUGUGGAACAAUGUACAAACAUGACAUGUCUGAUCUUUUUCUAUGUGUUCGGAAAUGUUCGGUAUUAUUUGGUGACUUUAUUUGAAAAAGGGCAUCGUUGAUGAGGACUACAUUCUUAUAAAUUUAUGGUGAAAAUUGGUUCUACAGUCAUAGCAAUCGAGACUUUACUUUUCUAUUUUUAUCUGAUGUCCUAAAUCCUGUAUUGAGAGAUGUUUCUCUGUAUUUAUAACCGAAUUGAGAUGCCCUUAACAGAUUCUUGAUACGGAUAGAUAUGAGAGAUAUG